CUUUUUUGACACUUCAUCCUCAAAGCCUUUUCCAAUCUAUAUAUAUAUACACACACACACACAUAAACUCUAAAACAAAGCAUAUCCAAGCUUCUUCUUCUCCUUCUUCUUGUUGUUGUUGUUGUUCUACAUAGCAAAGAAGCAAACAUGAGUUACUACAAUCAACAACAAGCACCUCCUCCUUCAUAUCCUCCUCCAGCAUCAACAGAGGGGUACCCUACAUACGUUGCACCUCCUCCGGCAGGUUAUCCGACCAAAGACGAUGCCGCUUACUCUCAAAACGCUCCUGCACAGACUAAGAGCCGUGGCGAGGAGGGUGGUUUUUGGGAAGGAUGGUAAGGGGGUUUUUUUUUUAGAACCCU
This is a messenger RNA of Dioscorea cayenensis subsp. rotundata (Guinea yam), 362 nucleotides long. RefSeq lists its product as uncharacterized. Lineage: Eukaryota; Viridiplantae; Streptophyta; Magnoliopsida; Dioscoreales; Dioscoreaceae. The transcript is spliced from 2 exons. The record is from RefSeq and is a predicted model, not a curated record. The coding region runs from base 148 to 339 and encodes 63 amino acids.